AUGGAGGAAGCUAGUUUGUGCCUUGGUGUUUCUUCAGCUGUAUCAGAAGCUGACGCCCAUCUCAACAGUACCAUACUUAAUGGCCAGUAUUCAAUGAGCCAGAAGCUGCAUCAGAUAACUUCACAGCUCAGUCAUGCCUUUCCAGAACUUCAGAACAGGCAGAAUACUGAGGAGAAGGCAUCAGCAGCACUAGAAGAGAAAAGUCACGUGGCUAUAGCAAAUCAGCCAAUCAGCAGUCAGAUGGCACUGUUAGCAAAUCAGCUCAAUAGAGAUGUUGACACCAGUUUGAAUGGAAGAGUGGAUCUGCAACAAUUUUUAAAUGGACAAAAUCUUGGGAUCAUGUCUCAGAUGAGUGAUAUCGAGGAUGAUGCCAGGAAGAACAGAAAGUACCCAUGUCCCCUCUGUGGGAAACGCUUUCGGUUUAAUAGCAUCCUAUCGCUCCACAUGCGCACUCACACUGGAGAGAAACCAUUUAAGUGUCCGUACUGCGACCAUAGAGCAGCUCAGAAAGGCAACCUGAAGAUUCACCUACGUACUCACAAACUUGGAAACCUUGGCAAAGGCCGGGGAAGAGUCCGAGAAGAAAACCGGCUUUUACACGAGCUGGAGGAGAGGGCGAUUCUGCGAGACAAGCAGAUGAAAAGCAGCCUUUUGCAGCCACGACCUGAUGUGAAAGCACAGCAGCAUUCGCAGCCAACACCUCUGGCAAACUGUAAUUUGUCUGUGCCAGCUAAUCACAGCACACCUGAUAUUUCGAACCCUGUCCCCUCUCCAAAGCCUGUGAGUGUCCAGGAAGAAGUAGUAGCUCAGACUGCUGGGUUCAGAUGCACAUUUUGCAAAGGAAAGUUUAAGAAGCGGGAAGAGCUGGACAGACACAUAAGGAUCCUGCACAAGCCUUACAAGUGUACUCUGUGCGACUUUGCUGCCUCUCAGGAGGAGGAGCUGAUUAGUCACGUGGAGAAAGCUCACAUAACUGCGGAGUCAGCUCAAGGCCAGGGAUCCAAUGGGAAUGGAGAACAAUCUACCAAUGAGUUUCGCUGUGAGGUGUGUGGCCAAGUAUUUAGCCAAGCCUGGUUCCUGAAAGGCCACAUGAGAAAGCACAAAGAUUCCUUUGAGCACUGCUGUCAGAUUUGUGGGAGGCGCUUCAAAGAGCCUUGGUUUCUUAAAAAUCACAUGAAAGUCCAUCUGAAUAAAUUAUCCGUAAAGAACAAAUCUCCUAAUGAUCCAGAAGUACCUGUAUCCAUCAGCAGUAUGUCACAGGAAGCUCAUGCAAACUUGUAUUCACGAUACCUAUCAUGUUUGCAAAGUGGCUUUCUUCCUCCAGACAAAGCAAGUUUAAGUGAACAAAAUCAGAUUUAUAACAAAGGAGAUUUGCCCAUGAAAGAGAGAGAAGUUCUGGGGAAACUCCUUUCACCCAUUGCUGGAAUCGGCCACAGUAUUGCUGAAGGGGAUAAACAUUCUUUAUUGGGAUGUCUCAAUCUGGUGCCUCCUCUGAAAUCCAGCUGUAUAGAAAGGUUACAGGCUGCUGCCAAGGCUGCAGAGAUGGAUCCAGUAAACAGCUAUCAAGCCUGGCAGCUUAUGGCAAGGGGAAUGGCCAUGGAACAUGGCUUUUUGUCUAAAGAGCAGCAGAUACAGCGCAGCCAUGAAGACACUUUGGCAAAUGCUGGAGUUAUGUUUGAUAAGGAGAAGCGGGAGUAUGUGUUAGUAGGAGCAGAUGGCUCUAAGCAGAAAAUGCCUGCUGAUUUGGUUCACAGCACUAAAAUGGGCAAUCAGAGAGACUUGCCAAACAAACUAGACCCUUUAGAAGGCAGUCGAGAUUUUUUGUCACAUGGUAUGAAUCAGGGACUUGAUUAUAACAUGCAAAGUCAUGGAAAUGUGAAAGAAAAGCCAACUGAGUGUCCUGACUGUGGAAGGGUUUUUAGAACAUACCACCAAGUUGUUGUUCACUCCAGGGUACACAAGAGAGACAGAAAAGCAGAAGAAGAGAUAAUUCAAAGUAGCCUCGAUGAGCGACGUGGGUCUGGAAGUGAUCAGGAGUCUCAGUCUGUCAGCAGGUCGACAACACCAGGGUCCUCUAACAUUACUGAAGAAAGUGGAGUAGGUGGGGGUCUCUCACAGACAGGAAGUGCACAGGAGGACAGUCCACAUCCUUCCUCACCUUCCUCUUCAGACAUCGGAGAAGAAGCUGGGAGAUCAGUAGGAAUCCAGCAGCCAGCUUUACUGAGAGACAGGAGCCUUGGUUCUGCCAUGAAAGACUGUCCAUAUUGUGGAAAAACAUUCAGAACAUCACACCACUUAAAAGUUCAUUUGAGAAUACAUACAGGUGAGAAACCUUACAAGUGUCCACAUUGUGACUAUGCAGGCACUCAGUCUGCAUCCCUCAAAUACCACUUGGAACGGCACCACAGGGAGCGACAGAAUGGAGCUGGACCUCUCCCUGGGCAGUCUCAAAGUCAGGAACACAAGGACGAAACAUCAAGUAAAGGAUCUCUGUUUAUUAGACCAGACAUACUGAGAGGAGCCUUCAAGGGUCUUCCUGGUAUUGAUUUCCGAAGUGGCCUGGUCUCUCGGCAGUGGACAUCAGGAAUGCUUUCUUCUGGAGAUCAACAAGGACAAGCAGCUGGCAUGUCUUCUGAGGUAUCUUCAGAGAAUAUGAAGGGUUCUGACAUAUCUUCCAAAGGAACACACUUUUCUGAACUUGGCCGAGCAUAUCAGAGCAUGGUUGGAAAUGGUGUGAACUUCCAAGGGUCUUUGCAAGCUUUCAUGGACAGCUUUGUCUUAACUUCCUUAAAGAAAGAAAAAGAACUGAAGGAUAAAGCAUUAUCUGAUUCACUUUCCAUAAAAACUCUGGGCUCAGAGAGCGCUGAGGAUAAAAUAAAUACCAAGUCCUCACAAAGAAAAACAGAAAAAUCACAGUAUGAACCUCUUGACUUAUCUGUGAGGCCAGAUGCUGCCUCACUUCCAGGUUCAUCUGUUACAGUUCAAGACAAUAUUGCUUGGCAUGGCUGCUUAUUUUGUUCCUUUACAACAUCAUCUAUGGAAUUAAUGGCUCUGCAUCUCCAAGCCAAUCACUUAGGCAAAGCUAAACGUAAAGAUAAUAUUUUAGGAAACAGCAAAGAUCAGUCUCGGGAGGCUUCAGCUUCAGCAAACAAAGUCAGUUUGCUCCCCUCUUCAGUGCAGCCCAGCAAAGAGGCAAUAGUUUCAAAUUUGAUUAGCCAGCUGGACUCAGCUUCUGAGAAAAUGACCCAAGGACAAAAUAAAGAGAUGCUGGGAGAACAAAAGAAUGCUGCCUGGCCCAGCCAUAUGGAUUCCACUUUUUGUAAUUUUACAACAGACUUCUACAAGCAGUUUGGUGUUUAUCCUGGUGUUAUUGGCACAGGAGCACAAAAUUCUUGCACCAGUAACAAACCCGAAGUGAAAACACAAUCUGAAGAUGACCCAAAUAUUUUGCUCUCUGACUCUGUAAAUAAAAGUGCUACUGAUGACCUUUCUGACAUAGCUUCAUCUGAGGAUAUGGAAUCCUCCAAGGAAGAAAACAUUGAAGAUGAGGACAUUGAAACAGAACCAGAUAUUAUGAACAAGCACUUAUCUGCCCUAAAUAAAGAAAGCAGUGAAGGAGGUGACAAUAUACAAAGCGCAGUCACCUCACAACCAACACAAGGACUAAUAUCACGGUUGCCACAAACAGAAAAGCAGUGGCACAGCCAGAAUCUUCUCUCCCCCCAUGAAACUGCACAAGGUGUGAUGAAACCUGAACAAGUACAGGGUCCACAGGUCCUUGAGAAGCAGAUGAACAUGUUGUCAGUCCUAAGAGCUUAUAGCUCUGAUGGCUUAGCAGCCUUUAAUGGACUUGCAAGUAGCACAGCAAGCAGUGGCUGUAUCAAGAGACCUGACUUGUGUGGUCAUAGGCCUUUCCAGUGUCGAUACUGCCCAUACAGUGCCUCUCAGAAGGGAAAUCUGAAGACCCAUGUUCUUUGUGUCCAUCGCAUGCCUUUUGACAACAGCCAGUAUCCAGAUCGCAGGUUCAAGCGCUCCAGAGUUGACUCCGAGGCUUCUGGGAAUUUAGAGGAACCUGCAGCUGUCAAACCUGGGAGCUCAGCAGAGCUAACAGAGGAGGGCAGCAAGGCCCAAGAGUAA
This is a messenger RNA of Emys orbicularis (European pond turtle), 4137 nucleotides long. RefSeq names its product zinc finger protein 536 (gene ZNF536). Bases 1 to 4137 code for a protein of 1378 amino acids. Gene Ontology annotation, molecular function: DNA-binding transcription factor activity, RNA polymerase II-specific; RNA polymerase II cis-regulatory region sequence-specific DNA binding. The record is from RefSeq and is a predicted model, not a curated record. The transcript is spliced from 4 exons. Gene Ontology annotation, biological process: regulation of DNA-templated transcription. Lineage: Eukaryota; Metazoa; Chordata; Testudines; Emydidae. Gene Ontology annotation, cellular component: nucleus.